Molecule: messenger RNA, 2538 nt
Organism: Lepus europaeus (European hare)
Lineage: Eukaryota; Metazoa; Chordata; Mammalia; Lagomorpha; Leporidae
Gene: ABCG5
Product: ATP binding cassette subfamily G member 5
Exons: 13
Coding region: 139-2097 (652 amino acids)
Biological process (GO): cholesterol homeostasis
Cellular component (GO): plasma membrane
Molecular function (GO): ABC-type transporter activity; ATP binding; ATP hydrolysis activity
Source: RefSeq, a predicted model, not a curated record
UGGGUGGCCAAAUCCCGGGCCUCACGAGGCACUCUGGGGCCGGGCGGGGAGCAGACCGGGCUGUCUGCCACUGGCUCCGCAGCGCUCAGGGUGGGCCGGGCCACCACACAGCUCGCCGGUCUCUGCUGCCUGCCGGCCAUGAGUGAAUUCCCGCGGGGGACCCCACGGAGGUCCUCGGCGCUCCAGGUAAACGGGAGCUCCCAGGGCUGCCUGGAGGAGGUGCCUGCCGCCACCCCCGCGUCCCGGCACAGCCUGGGCGUGUUCCACGUCUCCUACAGCGUCAGCAAUCACGUCGGGCCCUGGUGGGACAUCACGUCUCGCCAGCAGCGAUGGAACAGGCAGAUCCUCAAAGAUGUGUCGCUGUACGUGGAGAGCGGGCAGAUCUUGUGCAUCUUAGGGAGCUCAGGCUCAGGGAAGACCACGCUGCUGGACGCCAUGGCCGGGCGGCUGUGGCGCAAGGGGACCUUCCUCGGGGAGGUGUGCGUGAAUGGGCGGGCGCUGCGCCGGAACCAGUUCCAGGACUGCUUCUCCUACGUGCAGCAGAGCGACACCCUGCUGAGCAGCCUCACCGUGCGCGAGACGCUGCACUACACCGCGCUGCUGGCUGUGAGCCGCGGCUCUCGCGACGCCGUGCACAAGAAGGUGGAGGCGGUCAUGGCAGAGCUGAGCCUGAGCCACGUGGCCGACACACUGAUCGGCAGCUACAGCUUCGGGGGCAUCUCCAGUGGCGAGCGGCGCCGCGUGUCCAUCGCAGCCCAGCUUAUCCAGGACCCCAAGGUCAUGCUGUUUGAUGAGCCAACCACAGGCCUGGACUGCAUGACUGCCAAUCAGAUCGUGGUCCUCCUGGCCGAGCUGGCGCGCAGAGACCGCAUUGUGAUCCUCACCAUCCACCAGCCCCGCUCCGAGCUCUUCCAGCUCUUUGACAAAAUCGCCAUCCUGACCUACGGGGAGCUGGUGUUCUGCGGCACGCCGACAGAAAUGCUGGAUUUCUUCGACGGCUGUGGUUACCCGUGUCCAGAACAUUCAAACCCUUUUGACUUCUAUAUGGACCUGACAUCAGUGGAUACCCAAAGCAAGGAAAGGGAAAUAGAGACCUACAGGAGAGUCCAGAAGAUUGAGUACGCCUACAAGGAAUCAGCGAUUUAUCACAAAACUUUGGAGAAUAUCGAAAGAACCAAGCACCUGAAAACGUUACCAAUGAUUCCUUUCAAAACCAAAGAUCGUCUGGGAGCGCUCUCGAAGCUGGGCGUUCUUCUGAGGAGAGUGACGAGAAACUUACUGAGGAAUAAGCAGGCGGUGACGAUGCGCCUCGUUCAGAAUCUGAUCAUGGGUUUGUUCGUCAUUUUCUACCUUCUGCGGGUCCAGAACGAGGUGCUCAAGGGUGCGAUCCAGGACCGCGUGGGCCUCCUGUACCAGUUUGUGGGCGCCACACCGUACACAGGCAUGCUCAACGCCCUGAAUCUGUUUCCUGUGCUGCGAGCUGUCAGCGACCAGGAGAGUCAGGACGGCCUGUACCAGAAGUGGCAGAUGCUCCUGGCCUAUGUGCUGCAUGUGCUCCCCUUCAGCAUUGUCGCCACCCUGGUUUUCAGCAGUGUGAGCUACUGGACUCUGGGCUUAUACCCGGAAGUUGCCAGAUUUGGAUAUUUCUCUGCUGCUCUCUUGGCCCCCCAUCUAAUUGGCGAAUUUCUAACUCUUGUGCUACUUGGCAUCAUCCAAAACCCAAACAUAGUGAAUAGCGUGGUGGCUCUGCUGUGCAUUGCCGGGGUGCUGGUUGGAUCUGGAUUUCUCAGAAACAUAGAAGAAAUGCCCAUUCCCUUUAAAAUCUUCAGUUAUUUUACAUUCCAAAAACAUUGCUGUGAGAUUCUUGUAGUCAAUGAAUUCUAUGGAUUGAAUUUCACUUGUGGUGGCCCAAAUGGUUCUAUGAUGGCUCAUCCAAUGUGUACCUUCACUCAAGGAAUUCAAUUCAUUGAGAAAACCUGUCCUGGAGCAACAACCAGAUUCACAAAAAACUUUUUGGUUUUGUAUGCAUUUAUCCCAGUUCUCGUCAUCCUAGGAAUAGUCGUUUUUAAAAUAAGGGAUUACAUCAUUAGCAGAUAGUAUCGAAUAAUCCUGGGAAAAUGGAACUGAAGCUGCUAGAUGUGCAUGACUGCUUUGAAUGUCUGGGAUAAGACUGCUAAGUAUUUCCUUCCUGAUGGGAUAUUUUAAGUCUUUUAACCAUUAAGACUCCAUUUGUGAAGCUGGCACUGUGCGUAGCAGGUAAAGCCGCUGCCUGCAGCGUCGGCAUCCCAUAUGGGCACUGGUUUGAGUCCCAGCUGCUCCACUUCCAAUCCAGCUCCCUGCUAAUGUGCCUGGGAAAGCAGAGGAAGAUGGCCCAAGUCUUUGGGCACCUGCAUCCGUGUGGGAGAUCAAGAGGAGGUUCCAGGCUCCUGGCUUCGGAUCAGUCCAGCUCUGGCCGUUGCAGCCAUUUGGGGAGUGAAUCAAUGGAUGGGAGACCUCUCCCCCCCCGCCCCUCUACCUCUUCCUCUAUGUAACUGUGCC